Molecule: messenger RNA, 2193 nt
Organism: Cotesia glomerata
Lineage: Eukaryota; Metazoa; Arthropoda; Insecta; Hymenoptera; Braconidae
Product: juvenile hormone esterase-like
Exons: 7
Coding region: 39-1742 (567 amino acids)
Source: RefSeq, a predicted model, not a curated record
GAAACAACAAAGAAAUUAGUAAUAAACAGGUAACGGUAAUGGCGAAAGCUUGGAUAAAUUCUUCAAUAAUACUUAUUUAUUUAAUUAAUUGGUGUGAUAAUGGGAGUUUUGGUCUUCCGGCAAGUCCACAAGUCAUAACACCGCUUGGAAAAAUAACAGGAAUGCAAAUGGUCUCACGUCGCGGCAGGAAUAUCAAUGCAUUUUUGGGAAUUCCAUAUGCUCAACCGCCCAUCGGGCCUCUUCGAUUCAAAAAUCCAGAACCAGUCAAGCCGUGGAUUGGAAACUUAAUGGCAAUUAAUGAAGCCCCGGUUUGUGGUCAACGGGAUGAGUAUACAAAUUUCCUCAUGGGUCAGGAGGACUGUCUAUAUUUAAAUGUUUAUUCACCAAAUAUAGAUCAGGAGGAAAAUUUACUGCCAACGAUGGUUUACAUUCACGGGGGUGCUUUUCAAAGAGGAGACGCUAAGCUGGAAUCCCUCGGGCCAAAUUAUUUACUGGAUAAAGAUAUAGUAUUAGUAACAGUUCAGUACCGACUGGGUAUUACCGGAUUUCUGAGUACGGGUGACGCAAGUGCACCAGGCAACUUUGGAUUAAAGGAUCAAGCUCUUGCAUUAAAGUGGGUACAAAAAAAUAUUAAAUAUUUUGGCGGGAGCUCAGAUAAUGUAACACUAUUUGGGCAGAGCGCAGGUAGUGUCAGUGUCAAUUAUCAAGUUCUUUCAAAAACUACUAAAGGAUUAUUCCAUCGAUAUAUUACCCAAAGUGGUAGCUCACUUUGUCCAUGGUCUUUCGCAAACUCAACUAGUUACAAGAGUUACGCUUACAAACUUGGAGCGAUAUUUGAGUGCCCAAAUACAACUUCCCAAGAACUAAUAGAAUGUUUAAGGCAGGUUCCUUACUAUAGUUUAUUUACUGAUGAUAUAUUUGGAGGUAUGCAACAACUUGCUUUAGUUACUUGGGUACCCACAGUUGAGCCAGACAUCGAAGGUGCAUUUAUAACCGAACAUCCUCUUCAAAUAAUUCUCAGUGACAAAAUUCAAGACCUUCCCAAUAUCAGCGGGGCUGUUAAAAAUGAAGGAUUAGUUCUUACCACAGUUUUAUACGCUAAUGAAACGUUGUACCAUGAAAAAAUUGGCGAUGUAAACGAAUUAUUACACUUUGUGACUAGCUCUUACGUCACUGAUGGCGAUGCAGAUAAACUAGCUAAUAAUUUGUUUAAUUUUUAUUUUGAUGGUAUUGAUCUCGCUGAUAAAAAUCAGGUUAUUCCAAAGCUGACAGAUUUAAUUGGUGAUAUUUCAUUUCUGUUUCCGGAAAUUCUGCAAAUUCAACUGGUGAGCAAGAGAAUGAAACAGCCCUCGUAUUUUUACACCUUCGAGUAUCGAGGAACUUUUAGUAAAACUUCACUGUUGUUGAAAAAUAAUGACAACAUAGGGGUCAUUCAUGCUGAUGAGCUUAUUUAUUUGUUCCCUUUCACUUCUGAGUAUUUUGGGCUACCGGAUCUUGAGAUGAGUGAAGAGGACGAAAAAAUGAUUGACAUUCUUGUCGAUUUGUGGACAAACUUUGCAAUUUAUGGAGAGCCAAGGACAAAUUUUAAUAGAGAUAAAAGUAUGUGGAAACCUUAUUCAGAUAAUUUCUUCCACUUACAAAUAGGCUCUGAAAACGAACCGGUUUUACUGAAGAAUCAUCAUUUCUUGGAUGAUCGUAUGCAUUUCUGGGCGAUGCAAAUAUUAAAAAUUUUACUUUGGUGAUCUGGUCAUUUAUCAAAUAUCAAAUGUUAUUAAUUGUCCAGCGUUGAUUUGUUAGAAAUUUUCACUGAUUCAUCAAUUUUUCAUUAAAACUACGCAAAAAAAGCUUUUUUUUUCAUCAAUUAUUCAUUUAAUUAAGUGAUUAAACGGAGCACUCCAUUCGAUUUAAAUAAUGUAUCAAAUGGAUUGUUCUUCAAAAUAUUCAAGAAAUAAAGUUUAGUUCCUGAAACAAUAAAUUAAAAUGAGUUUGCAGAGCUGAAAGUGGCCAUAAAAGUUUUAAUUUUAUAAAUUCAAACUUUUGACGGUCGACAAUGAUUUAAAUAUUUAUUUAUUUAUUUAUUUAUAAGUUAAUAAAGACGAAAAGAAAAACUAUUGUGAAUUAAGAUUUAAGAACGGUGAAUUUGUGUUACUUCAGCUUGGAUUGAAAUAUUUAAUAAAUUUAAUGUCCUUGGAA